AUGAAAUCCAAAGAAAUACGCACUGAAAACGAAUGGAAGAAUGACGCAAUAUCACAAGUUGGAUCAAAUCGAUUCUCUUCCAUAAGUCGUUUAUCCGCACGUACUGAAUAUGACGACGAAACAGAAAUGUAUUGGGUCAAAUUCACUGCCAUUUUCGAUCAGAGAAGAAAAAAGGGGAAUCGCUCUCCUACACAAAUGUACAAUAUAUUAUCUGAUGAGAUCGGACUUAGUCCUGGCACAUUAGCCAGCUUCUAUCAUUUAUUUCAUGAGGAGUUGGGAACAUUAGGGUUUUUUUCCCAAUCACAGAACGAAUCCAAGAAAGACUACGAUAGAUAA
This is a messenger RNA of Rhizophagus irregularis DAOM 181602=DAOM 197198, 336 nucleotides long. RefSeq lists its product as uncharacterized. Lineage: Eukaryota; Fungi; Glomeromycota; Glomeromycetes; Glomerales; Glomeraceae. The record is from RefSeq and is a predicted model, not a curated record.